Messenger RNA from Equus caballus (horse), 6037 nucleotides. The record is from RefSeq and is a predicted model, not a curated record. Lineage: Eukaryota; Metazoa; Chordata; Mammalia; Perissodactyla; Equidae.
CCUCUCGCGCGUCCCCCUCCCCUCGCGGGUCCCCCUCCCGCCGCGCUCCGCCGCGUCUGGCUCAGUUUGCUCCUGUCCUCUGGAGGAGCGCUCUCUGGCGGCCUGUCGGGCGGUGACACACGAGGUGACCCUUUGCCUGCCGGGUCUGCAGAUGCUCCGGCCUGCUCGUGUGGUGGGCGCCCAUCUCCGGGCAAAGACCGCGGCCGUCCUGCUCCGAGUGUUUGUGUAGGAGCGGGCGCCUCCCUGCCCCCUGCCUUUGCGCGUGCGUUUUCCCGGAGCUUUAGGGGCUCUUGCUCGCGGUGUCCUGCGGCGGCAUGAUGCUGUGUCGUGUUUGGGUCGUUGCGGUUGUUGCCGCACUCGGCGGCUCUGACUGUGGCGGAGGGUCGGGCAGACUCAGCCCGCUGCCUGCAGAGUCUCGUUGUCCUGGAAUGCUGCCGGGGCCGUUUGCGUACUAUCUGGGGCCGCCUUGCCGUGAUGGCAGAACUGAUAGGGACUGUGUGGCCCAAGGCUGAACUGCUGACUGGCCCUCUGCAGAAAACCUUUGUGACCCCUGCUGUGUGUCCGGUUUCGACCUGCCAUCAUUCUCCUUCUCUUGUCUCUGCUCCUUCUCCCCGUGCUGUAGUGUUGGAACUGUGUUCGCUGAAUAUCUUGAGUCCGUGUUAGUAAUUGCCAGUAGCACCUGUUCUGAUCAUUACUGGUUUGAAUUUAUCAGCGUUGCAAUCGUGUUGUUUUGAUCCCAAAAUUUCUUUCCUUGUGUCCACUAUUUGCCCUUACAUCUUUUUGUUUUUCUAAAGAUUUAAAAAAUUUUUUUCCUUUUUCUCCUCAGGGCUCCCAGGUACAUAGUGUACCCCAGGUACUUUUUAGUUGUGGGUUCUUCCAGUUGUGGCAUGUGGGAUGCCGCCUCAGCAUGGCCUGAUGAGCCAUGCCAUAUCCGUGUCCGGGAUCUGAACCAGCAAAACCCUGGGCCCUGGGCGGCCGAAGCAGAGGGUGUGAACUUAACCACUGGGCCCAGGGCCGGUCCCCUGCCCUUACGUCUUUGUGCCUUUUUGUUCUUGUUAUAAUGAAUUUAUAUCCUCAUAAGUUGCUGUUAACCUUAAAGAUAAAAGAGCCAGUUAUUUUAUCAGUAAAAUGAGUUUAUUCGGGAAUAGCCAAAGAAUUGCAAUUCAAGAUGUGCAUGCUAUGGCAGACCAGAGGCAAAUCCAACAAACAGGGGCGAGGAACAUCAUUUUAUAGGAGAAAGGAGGAAAUUGGGAGGGUGGUUCUGCAUGAAAGUCCAUUGAGAAGAGCAGUUCAGGGUGAUGGUGGUUUCUCAUUGGCGGAGUCCCUGGGGUCGUCGACUUCUGUUUGGGACGGAAUGCAUAUUUCUUCCUGUAGUUAAGAAUUCUUUCCUGUUGACUCUUGUUGGGGUCUGUAACUGACCUCGAGUGGUACUGCGGGGGAGCUCCCCCUUCUGGCCUCCUGACCCUGUUUUAAAUGAGGUUUCCCUUACUAAUUUUUACAUCACUCUACAGCAUAAAGUAAUUUCUCUUUGUUUCUUGUUUUUUUUCUCCUCGCACUUUCCCUCUGGUCUGGAGAGUCUUUGCCUGGCUGCUGGCCCAGCAGUUCUUGGCCCCGUGCGUGCUCGUGAUGGCCCUUUCCACACAUUGCGUGUGCCCUGCUGUGUGCUGGUGAGCAGUUGUUUUUCUCGCCUGGCUCAUUCCUGAGAACGGGGAAUCACAGUGCCACUCGCUGUUCUUUGCACUGAGAGAAUUGGGGGCCACUGAGGGUGAGGUCCCCUGAGCCCAGUCUCCAUUCUGAUUCCAACUCAAAGUCAUUUGUGGGGAGCAUUGUCUGGAGGGUGGGGUGUUGGUUCCAUCAGAGAGAGAUGCCCCAAAGUGAGGCCCUGCUUCUCCGAAGCAGCAAGGAGGGAAGAGGGGAGCACACCCCCUGGAUGGCUGCUCCUGGGCCCGGGGGGUUGGUAGGCAGUGUCCAAAUCUCUCUCAGUUCUGCUCCGUGGUGUGGGGUGCUGGGGGCUGAGCCCGCUGGCCUUCCACACUGCCCAAUGCCCUUGUUUGGUCUGAUGCCUCAGUUAGUUCACAGGGGCAAUCCUGCCCAGCCUAUUUGUUGUUGGCCAUUUACUGAUAUCUGAUCUCACAGAGGUCCCUCUCUGGGAGUGGGCGCCUCCCUGGAAACCGGGCUUCCUCCUUUCUCUCUGCUCACUCUUCAUGGGGUCUUCUCUGCUGCCUCUCUCUGGAAUCUUUCAGUUCACCUCUCACGCUUCUGAUUUCCUAUUCUCGAGUCAUUCCUUCUCAGGGCACCCUCUUGUUUCCUGGAUGUAGCACCUUUUCUCAGAGGAAGCUUUAGUUUUUUCUUUUUAAAGUAGACUUUUUGGAGCAGUUUCAGGUGCACAGCAUAAUUGGGGGAAGGAGCAGAGAUUUCUCACGUACACACAGCCGCCCCCUUUAUCCACAUCCCCACCAGAGAGGUACAUUUGUACAGUUGAUGAACUGACAUGGGACCGUCAUUGUCCCAAGUCCAUGGUGCACAUCAGGGGUCACGCUGGGUGUGGUGCCUUCUGUGGGUUUGAACAAAUGCACAGUGACCUGGAUCCAGCAUCGCAGUAUCAGACAGAGUGGUUUCACUGUCCGGAAAGUCCUCUGUGCUCCACCAUUCAUCCCUCCCUCCCUCAGCCCGUGACAUCACUGAAAGGGUCUUGCACGGUCUCCCUGGUUGCUGUUCCCAGAGUGCCACAUGCUUGAAAUCGUGCAGUGUGGAGCCAUUGCAGACGGGCCUCUUUCAUGGAGUCCUGUGCACUUCAGCUUCCUCCGUGUCUUUUCAUGGGCUCACAGCUCAUUUCUGUACAGCGCUGAAGAAUCUUCCACUGUUGGGCUGCAGCACAGUUCACUCUCUUAUCCAUUCGCCCCCUGAAGGACCCUUCGGUGGCUUCCAAGUUUUGGCGGUUAUGAAUAAAGCUGCUGUAAACAUCCGUGUGCAGGUUUUUGUGUGGACGUAAGUUUUCAGCUCCUUUGGGUAAAUGCAAGGGGCAUGCUUGCUGGAGUAUAUGGUAAGAAUAUGUUUAGUUUUGUAAAAACUGCCGACCUGUCUUCCAAAGUAGUUGCAGCAUUUUGUGUUCCAGCAGCAGUGAAGGAGAGUUCCUGUUGCUCUGCGCCCUCACCAGCACUGGCUGGUGUUUUUGGUCAUUCUGGUAUGUGUGUGGUGGUAGCCUGUCGUUACAUUUGCAUUUCCCUGCUGACAUGUGAUGUGGAGCAUCUUCUCAUAUGCUUAUUUGCCAUCUGUAUUUUGUUUGGUGAGAUGUCAAGGUCUUGGCUCAUUUUUUAACUUUUAAACAAUUCAAUCUUGUUAUCGUUGAGUUGUAAGUGGUCUUUGUCUGUUUUGGAUGGUGGUGCUUUGUCCACGUGUCUUUGAGGUCUUUCUCCCCAUCUGUGACUUAUCUUCUCAUCCCCUCUGGCUGUAGUCUUGCGAAGGUCUUCUCUCUCUCUCAUCGUAUGUGUUGGCCUCAUUCUCACCUGCAGACUUUCCUCAAUUGCUGGUGCUGAAGGAGAUGCUCCUGGUUCUGGUCCUGCUGUGCUGGCUUUUAUGGGAUACCUUCAAGGCUGUGUCUGCUGGUCUCUGGGGCCCCUCCUGCUGGGGCUGCCCCCCAGGAUGGGAUGGUCCUCUGCUCCCUUGUUUCCAGGCGGGGCGUGCUCCCUUGCCUCCACGCCUGGUUCCCCUGGCGCGGACCUCAGCGGUCCCUGGGUGCCCCUGGCAGAGGGAGGGUGGGGAGUGCAGCUGGGUAUGCUUCUGCCCAAGACCCACUCAGCCCCCAUCUAACCUGAAUCUCUCCUGUCCUCCUGCCGUGGCUGCCUGCUUCCCUGGCUGUCUGCUUCCUGCCUCGUGGGGGCGUGUGGGGCGCUGCGUCCUCAGUCCCUGACGGGUGCCCUGCAGGCUGCGUUCCCAGGGAACUUGGAACGUGGCAGUCUGUCACGUCCUCGCACCGUCCUGCAGCAGCCCAGCGCCCCAGGGGAGCUGCUGCUCCUUAGCAGGGUGUGUGGGUCCGUCCCUGUGUGCCUUGUCCGGUGCCCACCAGCCCCUUUGUGCUCUACCCGUGCCUGGCGCCCUGGCACCUGCUGCCUCCUCGAGGGACCCAUUUGUUUGUGAAGACCCUGGCCCCAGGCAGAGUGGGGUCUAGAGCUGUGCUCAAGGAGAGGGGGCCCUGUGUUUAUGGGGGUGCUGGACACCAGGCGCUCCUGGAGGAAGGUGGUCUGUGCACUCCAGGCAAGGGCUUAGGUGGGCUUGGCCCUCCCUUUGUGGGUUUCACACAGCCUGCCCUGCAUGGGAGCAGAGUGAGGGUUGACGCCUGGGAUGGCACUGGCACCAUGUGUUCAUCCAGGUCCUCCCAGCCAGGCCGGCUGGUAAGGCCACAGCUGCCCCUCCACCUCCUUCUUCCUGUGGCUGCUGUUGUGCCCCCAGGAGGGGCCGCUGGGCUUAAGGAGGAAAAUGCAGGACACUAAGGCUCCUCGAGCGCACGGACCAGGCGCCCGCCUUCCUCCUGGAGUGUGACCGCGCUGCGCUGGGCGCUCUGCAGAGGCACCUAGCGCUCCACAGGGUCCGGCGGAAGGUCACGGUGGAGCCGCGCCCCGAGCUGCGCGUGUGGGCCGUGCUUCCCGGCUCCCCGGAGGAGGCCUGCGGGGCCGCACCGCUGCAGGAGCCGGCCGGGAGCGUCGCCAUCCUCGCUCGCGACCCCCGCACCUCCCGCAUGGGUUGGCGGCUCCUGGCCGAGGGCCAGGGCCCGGCCCUGGUGCCCGGAGGCCGGCUGGGGGAGCUCCAGGAUUAUCACCGGCACCGGUAUCAACAAGGCGUUCCCGAGGGGGUCCAUGACCUGCCCCCAGGAGUGGCCCUUCCUCUGGAGUCCAACCUGGCCUUCAUGAACGGUGUCAGCUUCACCAAGGGCUGCUACGUGGGCCAGGAGCUGACGGCACGCACCCACCACAUGGGGGUCAUCCGCAAGCGCCUCUUCCCGGUGCAGUUCUCCGGCCCCCUCCCUGCCAGCGGCAUCGCUCCCGGCACCUCCGUGCUCACGGAGUCGGGGCAGGCAGCCGGCAAGUACAGGGCAGGCCAGGGGGACGUGGGGCUGGCCCUUCUGCAGUUGGAGAAGAUCAGGGGCCCUCUCCACAUCAGAACUGCCGAGAGUGGCCGGGUGGCUCUAACCGCAUCAGUGCCGGACUGGUGGCCCACAGCCCCCAAGUAGCCCUGAACGUCCCACCCUUCCACAGGCCCAGAGGGCCUCUGUCCACCUGCCUCGCCCUGCAGGGCGGCCCCAUGCAGAGUGACCCUGUUGGACACAUGCCCCUUUGGGUGUGGGCCUCCCAGGGCUACAUGGGUGGUGGGUGCCUGCUGCGGCCCGAGGUCCCAGCCCACCAUGCUUCCUGUGGAGAGGUCGGGUGCUCAGUGUGGGCCCUCCUCUGGCGGCUCUGUGCUGGGGUGGCAGGCCCUCCCGGUUCUGGGGUGGGAGAGCCAGGCUCCGCACCCCAACUUCUACCAGACCCUGGAUAAUGUUCCAUGCUGUGUCCGUCUGGAUGCUGUUUGUCUGUCAGCUGAGGACAGGACUCUCCAGGGCCCUGCCCCGGACCGCCCACAGCCCCUCGGCCUGCGCCAAGUCUGAGGGUGGCGGGCAGGGUAGGGGGCUCUGGGAUUGUCUUAUUGCGCUGGUUGCGGGGCAUGUCUCCAGUGGGAACUGUGUGGGGCUGGGUGGGAGUCAGCAUCUCUGUGUGGAGGGAGGGGCGCACUGCUCCUGUGGCCCAAGUCUUGUGGGGCACUCUGCAUCACAGUGCUGGCUGUGGGAGCCCUGAGACUGUAAAGUGCCAGGCGCCACGUUUCAGAACUUUACCCAUGGGGUUCAGCAGCCCCCUUCUCCUCCUAGAGCCCCCGUGAACAUAGGGACGCCUUGCUUCCUCCUUUCACCCGCUGCUUUUUGUCAUCCUGCUGCAGUGUGGACCUCGUGCUUGUAGGGUGUCCUCCGGAUGCCCCUAGCGAGUAUUAAAGUGUGACCCCAAGCGGC